This is a messenger RNA of Naumovozyma dairenensis CBS 421, 780 nucleotides long. RefSeq names its product Rts2p (gene RTS2). The record is from RefSeq and is a predicted model, not a curated record. The coding region runs from base 1 to 780 and encodes 259 amino acids. The transcript has a single exon. Gene Ontology annotation, biological process: DNA damage response; DNA replication. Lineage: Eukaryota; Fungi; Ascomycota; Saccharomycetes; Saccharomycetales; Saccharomycetaceae. Gene Ontology annotation, molecular function: zinc ion binding; double-stranded DNA binding. Gene Ontology annotation, cellular component: nucleus.
AUGGGGCAAGCUGAAUUUGGUACAGCUAAGUACCUUAGCAAACAAAUGAAAGCUAAAGGGCUACAAAAAUUGAAAUUCUAUUGUCAGAUAUGUUCUAAACAAUGUCGUGAUGAGAAUGGAUUCAAGUCACAUAUUAAAUCACCUUCACAUUUACUGAAAAUAGCUAAUGUCACUAAUGAAGAUAUUGAGAAUUACUCGGUACAAUUUGAGAAGGAUUUUUUGAAAUUAUUGAAGUUAAAUCAUGGUGAGAAGCCGAUUCAAGCGAAUAAAUUUUAUAAUGAAUUUAUUCAAGAUAAGAAUCAUAUUCAUAUGAAUUCUACUAAUUUUACAUCGUUGAAUAAAUUCAUUAAAUAUUUAAGUAAAAACGGGAAAAUUAAAAUUCAUGGGUUGCAAGAUUAUAUUAAAGAGAAAGGUAAUGAUAGUGAUAAUAAUUUGGAUAUGGGUCAAUUAAUGAUAAGUUUUAUCGAUACAUCGUCCGAAAAUGUCUUAAGAAAACAGAAAAUCAGUGAAAUGGCUCUAUUAGAGAAAACUCAUCAUGAAAUUAAUAAUAUUAUGUUACAAAAUCAAAUUAAAAAAAACGGUAUUUCAAUAGUAACCGACACAAGUAUUGAUUAUGAUAACGUUACUAUAACAGACGUAAAUCAAGAAGUUCAUCUGAAUGAGAUUGAUCCCAUUUCUUUAACUAUACCGUCUUCAAAUAAAAAUAAGAGUAAAAUAUCCAAAAAGACGAAGAAAAAGAAAAAUCAAACAAUGAAGUUAAAAAGUGUGUUUGGUCCAUAA